Quercus robur (English oak) is the source of this 465-nucleotide messenger RNA. RefSeq lists its product as uncharacterized. The coding region runs from base 1 to 465 and encodes 154 amino acids. The transcript has a single exon. The record is from RefSeq and is a predicted model, not a curated record. NCBI's taxonomy places the organism in Eukaryota, Viridiplantae, Streptophyta, Magnoliopsida, Fagales, Fagaceae.
AUGCAAAUCAAAGAUGAAGAAGCACUGACAUUCUCUGAUAAGUUAAAAGGAGAUCCCAACAAAAGGCCAAGGGACAAGUAUUGUCGCUUUCACCGAGACCAUGGGCACGACACAGCCAAUUGCUACGACCUGAAGCAGCAGAUUGAGGCCCUUAUCAGACAAAGGAAGCUACAGAGAUUCGUCAGCAGGGAAAGAACCAAUCCGCUAGAGGAACAGGCCCCACAACGGGAGAACGAGUGCCCCAAACCACUUAUAGGGGACAUAAGGAUGAUCGUGGGGGGCACAACCGCGGCCGGAUCUUCCAGAAAGGCCCGCAAAACCUACCUCAGAAUGGUCCAUAGCAUCCAACUCACAGGAUCCGUGCCCAAGAUGCCGCAAAUAGAUAACCCUAUCAUAGGAUUUUUAGAGUAUGACGCUCGGAGACUUCACCAUCCUCAUGACGACGCACUUGUGGUCAGCUUGUAA